Stereum hirsutum FP-91666 SS1 is the source of this 559-nucleotide messenger RNA. RefSeq lists its product as uncharacterized. The record is from RefSeq and is a predicted model, not a curated record. Bases 69 to 425 code for a protein of 118 amino acids. The transcript is spliced from 4 exons. NCBI's taxonomy places the organism in Eukaryota, Fungi, Basidiomycota, Agaricomycetes, Russulales, Stereaceae.
CUUUUGUUUCUUCGGAAUCAAGCUCAGUUCCAACAACCUCUGACCAGUCCACGAAGCCUCACGACCCAAUGGACCCGACAACAUUUGUACCCCCUGGGCCCAGUGCUCCUGCUAUCACGAUCGAAUUCUGUGAUAGGUGCCGCUGGCUGCACAGAGCCCAAUGGGUUGCGACGGAGCUGUUCUUGACCUUCCCGUCUCCUGCUAUCAAAAGCAUCACUACCAUCCCGCUCAACACGGAUGAGACCGCUGGCCGAUUUCGUGUUUGGCUAACGGUGGAAAGAGAGGCGCAACCGGUCCUGGUCUGGGAUAGGAAGGUCGAAGGCGGAUUCCCAGAGUUGAAGGUGCUUAAACAACGGAUCCGGGACAAGAUACAGCCUGGCAAGUCUCUUGGCCAUUCGGACAAACACACGCAGGUAGCGGCAUAGACCACACCUUGUAGAGAAUUCCGUAGUUGUAGUAUCGGCUGCCAUGUCUGCAUGCCUGUAUUAUUCGCAGCAAUACUGUUUCUUUCUAUUCUGCUUGUAUGUGGACCUAUAUGGACCAAUAAAAUGGAAAUGGC